AUGCAUCUAUCUGUAACUUCUUCUAUUCCAACACUAUCCUCCAAAUAUGUCUUUAAAUACCCUUACCAUUUCUGCACAAAACACAUAACUUUCUCUACCAAUUCUAUAUACUACCUUGUGAAGCAAUUAAGGGCUCAUUUUCUUUUCUUUUUUUUGCUGUUUGCUGGGCAACUGAUGGGUGGAUUCAGUACCCCAAAACCACCUCCAUCUCACCAUGGAGACAUAUUAACUAUUCUGAGCAUUGAUGGUGGUGGUAUCAAGGGGAUUCUUCCAGCAACUGUUCUUGAUUACUUAGAUAAGGCUCUUAAGGCUAAGGAUCCAAAUGCAGAUUUAGCACAUUACUUUGAUGUGAUAGGAGGAACUAGCACCGGUGGACUCAUAACAGCUAUGUUAGCCACCGCAAGCCCUGAUGAUCCUACUCGUGCUGCCUUUACACCUGCACAAAUUGUAGACUUCUACAAAGAAAAUGGCCCUCAUGUAUUCAAUUCAUCUAGACCUGGAAACGAUCCCCAAUUCGAUGGGGAGUAUUUACAUAAUUUAACUCGUGAAGUGUUGAAGGAUACACGACUUAGUCAAACACUGACCAAUAUUGUCAUCCCAACUUUCGACAUCAAGAGACAAAAGCCAGUUAUAUUUUCAAACUACAAGGUUAAGAAUGCUCCGUACUUAAAUACGUUGUUGUCGGAUAUAUGCAUAUCCACUUCAGCUGCACCCACUCAGCUACCACCUUACUAUUUUGUGAACGAUGGUGUUGAGUUCAAUAUGGUUGAUGGUGGUGUAGCAGCUGCAAAUCCGACACAAGCAAGCGUAAGUGAAGCGCUACAACACAAUGAAUAUUUGAAUAUCUUGGUGGUGUCUUUGGGGACAGGAACAACAAUCGAUAGUGCCGGUUUUGAUGCUCGAUCUGUUGCCUUUUGGCCAGUACAAAUUUGGACUGCAGUUGCAUUGGAUAUGCUUAGUCAUGCAUCUUCAUGCCUCGCUGAAUUUUUUCUUGCUUCACUCAUUUCAGGAUUCCAAACCCUAGGAUUCCAAACCCCUGGGAGUACUUACCUUCGAAUUGAGGAAUACAACUUGAAUCCUGAUUUCUCCAAUGGAUUUGAUGUUUCAAAAGAAAACAUGGACGGCCUUGAAGAGACCGGAAAACAACUGUUAAAAGAAAAUGAUGUAAAGAUGAAUUUGGAUACUUUUGAUCUAGAACAACUUGGGGAAACAAAUGCUCAGGCUCUUGACAGGAUUGCUGAUAUUUUGUAUGGAGAAAGACAACAUCGUCUGAAACGGAAAUCCAUGGAAAAGGGAGGAAGACCAUUUAUUCAAACUCCUAGGGUUCUUUCCCACAAAACUCAAGCAAAUGAGGCAUUCCAAAGGAACUUUUUUAUUUAAUGUCAAUUGUAUGGUCGUGUAUUAAGUCUCGUGUUCUCUAUUUCACGCUUGUUGUAGUAUCUAGAAUAAGCAAGGGCAUGUUGAGACUAUGUUUGAUUAAAGUAUACAUAUGCAUGGAGGACUUUUUGAAUAAAUGUUUUUGGUAUUGUUAUAGAAAACGAACUAUAAUGUAAAGCUUAGUCUUCAAUGGAGUUGUUGUCAUGAUAAUGUUUUUUGCAGCAUCAUUUAAAGAAGGAAUGAUAUAUUGUUGUCAUUUGUC
Molecule: messenger RNA, 1639 nt
Organism: Vigna unguiculata (cowpea)
Lineage: Eukaryota; Viridiplantae; Streptophyta; Magnoliopsida; Fabales; Fabaceae
Product: patatin-like protein 2
Biological process (GO): lipid metabolic process
Molecular function (GO): monoacylglycerol lipase activity; glycerophospholipase activity
Source: RefSeq, a predicted model, not a curated record